This is a messenger RNA of Ziziphus jujuba (common jujube), 4695 nucleotides long. RefSeq names its product B3 domain-containing protein Os07g0563300. Lineage: Eukaryota; Viridiplantae; Streptophyta; Magnoliopsida; Rosales; Rhamnaceae. The record is from RefSeq and is a predicted model, not a curated record. The coding region runs from base 201 to 1295 and encodes 364 amino acids. The transcript has 10 exons. Gene Ontology annotation, molecular function: DNA binding.
CUCAGCCAUCUAACAAGUCCCAAAAAUUGAAACUCUCGGGCAAAAAAUCCAAAUGGGAGAUCGCCCAAAGUUCACCACAAUGAAAUCAAACACCAUCCAAACAAUCACAUUUGUGGUUUAUCUCUGUUGGUCCCAGCAAUCAAUUACGUUGAUCUUAAUUUUCUCGUAAUCAGACGGUCAGGAAGCCCUAAUUGCCCAAUAUGGUGGUGCCUAAGAUUGGUGUGAGCGAUCAGAUGAUGGAGUUUCUUUGCCGUAUCAUCUUCGUUGUCAGCCUUUCUCUUAGCUUUUCAAUGGCUUCUUCCAAAACCAAAACCACCUACAAAUACACCAACAACUGCUUUUACUGCAAGAACGAGACGGAGAAGUUCCAAAGAGGUUGGCCUCUUCGCAAUGGCUGUUUUGCUGCACUUUGUGAGCGAUGCGGUUCUGCCUAUGAGAAGGGUACUUUUUGUGAUAUCUUUCACUUGGAUACUGAUGGUUGGAGAGAUUGUGUUACUUGUGGGAAGAAUUGGCACUGUGGUUGCAUUAUGUCCUGCAACGAAUAUGUAACUCUGGACUUUGGGGGUAUAAGUUGCACAAGGUGUUUUAAGGAGAAUGUCAUUCUGGAACCAAAUAAACAUCCUUCUUCUCCAAAUGCUACCACUGCGGUUUCUCAGAAAACGGUGGAUGCUUCAGAAGUUGAACUAUCUGUUGACUCUAAAGAAGUGGUAACUGGAACAGGUUCAUCAUCUGUUUCUGCUCUUCAUUGCACAUCACCUUGUGACACAACUGUUCAGCCUCCUUCUCCAACAUCGCUGUCUCAGGUUCAAUCUGCCGCAGCUCAAGGGGAAGUGCCUUGCGAUACUUUUGUAGACAAGCAGACAUCCAAAGGGGAUGCCUCUCCACAGUUCAAACUACAUCCUAGAAAUUUGCCCAAGAUACGUGACAAGAAGCUUCAAAAAAUUUCUGGAAACUCACAUUCUUCCGUUAUUCCGCUAUUUGAGAAGUCAUUGACACCAAGUGAUGCUGAUCUCAAGACAGCACGUCUGGUGCUCCCUAAGAAAUGUGCUGAGGCGUGUUUUCCAAGAAUUCUUGAGGGACAAGGACUCCCCCUUGUAAUUCAAGAUACAACAGGCAGAGACUGGGAGUUUAACUUCCGCUUUUGGCAGAAUUGUAACAGCAAGAUGUAUGUACUGGAAGGAAUAAAGGAUUACAUGGUAUUUAUGGAGUGGCAAGCUGGUGAUACAGUAACAUUUUACCGGAUGGAACCAGAAGGAAAGUUAGUUAUUGGAACAAAAAAGGCUUCAUCUGCUUAAGCGCCUCAUAAGAUGCCAAGAGAUCAAUGUAUAAAGUGCGGCAAUUGAUCACAAUUAAAUGUAUCAGAUGGAUAUUCUAAUUAGAGGAAGCAAAUAUUAAAGAAAUACCCUAAAGGUUAACAGUUAAAUAGUGUACUGUGAAGCAAGGAAAAGAUGAAAAGAAGAAGCCUUAUCGUUAUUAAGAUGACCAAGUCUAAAUCCAUUUUGUGUUUCUUCCUGAUUCUGCUAGUUAAUUUGGUUGUUUCCCUCAUGAAAAACGAGUUAUGGUUCAUUUUCAAGUAAUUAAAAGAAUGCUAUGGAGUUUGAGGUGACUUUCUUAGAUAUGUUUAUGCUCGUUACCCUGGAAAGAUUAGUUAUAAUACUUCAAAUUCUGUAUCAAUUACUAUAGUCCCUUAAUAGAACUGCUAGUUCUGCUUAAUGGUUCAUUUAGCUUGGAAUUUUCCUUUAAGUUCUAUUGAACAUCAAGACUUGCUUCCCUCCUUUGCGCCUGACUAAUUUUAACCCCUGUUUCUGAAACAAAAUUUUUACUACUGGCAUGAGUCUGAAGUAUGGUGUUUAUUUGUUUGUUACCAUCAAUCCAAUAAGCUUAAGUUGAUAACAAUUAGAUCCAACUACGUAUAUCAAGUCAAGACAGACAUACCAACAUUUUCAGGCCCCUUUCCCAUCAACUUGAGUUCUGAGGAAAUUUGGGCUUUUGAAAUGGUGUACUAACAUUUGACUGUUUAAGUAGUCUAGUGUUCAAAUCUUGUUAAUUCCCAUUUCUGGUGAAUAUAUUCUCCUCAAGUAAGGUUCAGUUCACUAAUAGUUAUAUGGCAACAUGCCAUGAGGAUGUAUUGAUGGAUGCUAUUGUGUGUUAAAAUACAUGUUGUGGUCUCAUAAUAGCUUAAGCUUUUGGACAAUCAGUGAAUGUAAAGGUGGCCAUUCUGAAACUAUUCUUGUCCUCUGAUUUGGAUUGUCUCUUUCUCCCUAUUUCAAGGGGUCUCUUACUAUAGCACCAUGACUUCUGUAGUUCCAGAUGCUUCUGUUUUUUCUUUAACUUUGUCUCUCCCCUCACUCACAAAUAUAACAUCAUAUUCAAUUUGCCUUAUGUCAACCUCCAUACCAUUUUCCUCUUUUUAUUUCUUAUCUGGUGCUUUGGAUUUCAUUUCUUUUAGAAUUAGAUUCAAUGACCUCAGCAUAACUUGGGAUUCUCUUCUCAAGAUGAACCUCUGAAUAUAAUAGGAAUCUGAACUGCUUUCUGAUAUGAUAAUAUUGACUCUAUCUAUAUUCUAUAAUGUUGCUGAUGCUUUUGAGGCCAAGUUAGUGCUCUUCUCUAUCCUGUUGUACCAUGCAGUGUGCUCUAGAGCUUGGGUAAGAUUUUUUUAUUAAGCCAUGAACACUUGCAAGCACAGCCAAAAUUGUCUUGUUUGAGCCUUCUUGUGCAUCGUGUUUUUUGUCUGUUCUCUCAAACUGAUUAAAUAAUGACUUGCAACCAGCAUAAAAUUUUCUCCAUAUAAUAUUGUGCUUUUUUCUUGUUUGCACAUAGAUAGUUAGAGAGAGUCUCCCCACCGGAAAAAAAAAAAAAAAUCUCAUUGUGCAAUGGAAACAGUUUUUUCAUUCUCAAUUCCUGCACUGUAUACUCCAUCCGAUUGUGCUCUUGUCCUGUUCCUGAAGUAGUGGAAUGUCGAAAGUCAAAUACAAUGAAGAACAUGCUCUUAACACUUUGAUUCUGAUUUGAAAUGGCUGUGUUUAGAGAAUGAUUUGUCUUCCUCUAUCUCUCCCUUGGUAUAAUGUAACUGCUGAAAUUUUAGAUCAUUCUAUCUGACAUUUUUAUAGCGUUACAAUGCUUGCCCAUAAUUGUCAUACCAUCAGGUGUAUAAAUAUAUGUGACUGAAUGUUGUUUUGCUUUUUUGAACCAAAGGAUCCUGUAGAUGAGCUGAUGCAUAGAUCUCAUUGUUUGGAGAAAUCAUUUAUGUGGUUUUAAUAUAUGACAGUUGCACAGUGUCAUAUUUUAAACAAACAACCAUGUCUUAAUCGCCUGGAUUCAGUUUUGUUUUUGAAUUAGUUUCUUAAUAAACACCACUUUUAUGUUUUCCUGAAGUUUGUAUAGAGCAAAGCAUCUUUUCCAUGAAGUACAGUUUUUUUCAUCCUCACUGUAAUUCUGGAUUAAGCUUAAAGCUUGUUAGUGAAAGUUUUGAUUCUUGGACUGGAUUCAGAAACCACCUCUGAUUCUUUCCUUGAGAUUGUAUGAUUCACUAGUAGACUCCUGCAACACGUGUCCUGUCAUCAGGUGAGCUUGAUGUUAGUUUUGGGGACGUAAGCCAUAUUAUUAUUAUUAUUUUUUUUUGGCCAAGUUCUGCUUUGAUGAAUAACUAUUAGAGAACCCCUACCCACAGAAGGGGCCUUUAAUUCAUAUUGUUAUAGGAUAUGGGCCAGAAAUAUUCAACCAAGUCAUGCAUGAUAGGUUGCCUAAGCUUUUAUCUAAAACUUUUUGUGCCAAAUCUUGGAGAACUCUUUGUUGGUUUACACCCUCCUCCUUUUUUAUUUUCUUCGUGUUCUUCAAAGUGAAAAUGUGGAGAGUACUGCAUCUUCUUAGAUGUGAUCAUCUCAGAGGAAGUAGGGAACAGAUAGUUGGAAGGCUGUAUACAUACAUAAAAACAUGCAUGCAAUUUGGAUUCUGAUGAAGAUAAUUGCACAUUAUACAUAUUACUUGCGCCUUCCAUUCGUUCUUACAGAUGUCAAAUCAUUACCUGAAACACAGAUCAGCCCAAAAAACUGAAUGAAGUUAAGGUUGCUAUUCUCUUUCACCACAUUGCUGACCUUUUGCUGACUUGCACCAAGAACUCCAGGUACAUAUAUUAUCAUAUCUCAUAGCUUUCAUGUUGUACUCACACAAUUGAGGAGCUAGUUACAUUUUUUUCUUUUUUUAAUUGCACGGGAUAGAUUUAUAUUUUGUCUUGAAAUUCCUUUAUCAUCUAGAAGUACACGGACGACGUAUAUUUCUGUUGGGUGCUUUAAGCAUCAAGUUCAAGAAAAUCAUUUGUUAGAAGUUCAAAAAUUCUUUUACAGUUAUCAGAUCUUGAGGAAUAAAUCAUCUCAUAUAUUUUGUAAGUUGUGCUGUUGAGAUGAUAAAUCAGAAUGAUGGCUUGUAAAGACUGGUUUCCCUUAAGAUCGUCCAAGACUGUACGAGUCUCACCUUGGAUAUACAGAUAGUUGGGAGGAAGAAGGUUCAGAAUGGAUCUCUUUGAUUGAAUACAUGCAAACUUAUUUGUUUCUUCCUGAUAUCACAAUGAUGAUGGCUUUCUAUCCUGUUCAGGGAAUUUGCACUUGCAGAUGGAAAAUCUGGGAAAUGAGCUAGCUGCUGAAUCCUCCAAAUGUAUUUAUUUAUUUAUUAUAAUUAUAAAUAUCAUCUUCUAUUUCA